Messenger RNA from Leptosia nina, 219 nucleotides. Lineage: Eukaryota; Metazoa; Arthropoda; Insecta; Lepidoptera; Pieridae. The record is from the annotation of a GenBank genome assembly.
AUGGAUCUAAUAAAAAAGUUUCGUGAAUCUAUUAGCCACUGGUACCUAAGGUAUCAAGUAUCUACUGAGCUGUACAUGGUGGAACCCUGGGAAAAAGUUGUGAUGCAUGUGAUAUUUGCUGUUGUCUUUGGUCUAUUCUGGUACUUCAACUAUUCUGUUAUCGUUCACGCCAUUGCACAUAUCCGAGACUGCCCAAGUCAAGCUUACCAAAUGUUAUAA